This is a messenger RNA of Meriones unguiculatus (Mongolian gerbil), 708 nucleotides long. It is a transcript of the gene Spaca4, whose product is annotated as sperm acrosome associated 4. The record is from RefSeq and is a predicted model, not a curated record. The transcript has a single exon. Bases 239 to 622 code for a protein of 127 amino acids. Lineage: Eukaryota; Metazoa; Chordata; Mammalia; Rodentia; Muridae.
GAGGUCACCGAGUUCCAUGGCCCAAAGGCUUGUGGAGCAGGGGUACCGGCCCAUCUUCAACCCAAGGACUCAAGAGCUUCUGAGAAGGUCACAUUGUGUGGGGAACCAGCCACACUCCAAGUACUGACCCCCGAGGCCAGGACGAGGGGCAGGAGGUGUUCCAGGAGGUCACACUCAGCCAUCCAGGUCAAGGAAGACCCCGGCCUGGCUCGGGCGCACUCCACACCGCCAGGCCACCAUGGUCCUUGGCUGGCUGCUGCUUCUGGUGUUGGUUCUUUGCCCAGGUGCGACAGGCAUCAAGGACUGCGUCUUCUGUGAGCUGACCGACUCCACUCAGUGCCCGGGCAUAUACAUGCGCUGUGGGGAUGACGAGGACUGCUUCACGGGCCGCGGAAUAGCCCAGGGCGUGGGGCCCAUCAUCAACAAAGGCUGCGUGCACUCCACCAGCUGUGGCCGCGAGGAGCCCGUCAGCUACAUGGGGCUCACCUACAGCCUCACCACCACCUGCUGUGCCGGCCACCUUUGCAAUCGGGGUACUGGCCCUGCCACAGGGGCUCUCAGCCUGCCACUGGGUCUGCAGCUGCUCCUGGGCCUGUUGUUGCUGCUUCGAUACUGGCUGUGACCCGCAGGAACUGCAGAGCCUGGGGCUGUGCCCCAUGCCCCCACGUCCACCCCUUUCCCCCAUUAAAUGGCCAGAGGUGCAGUCUA